CGCUGCAAGUACUAUAAAAACUGAGUGACUUCUUCCAUUGGUAUCAGUUCAUAAUUAGCUGAAAUCCAAGCAAGAACAUCACGUUCGCUGUCAGAUACUUUUGAAAAAUAUAACACAAUGUUCAAAGUGUUGAUUGUUUUCGCCGCCUUCCUCGCUGCUUCUUCAGCCAUGCCAACAAUCCUUCAUGGAGGUUUGACAGGGGUAGCCACCAUAGCUCAUGCUCCACUUCUUGCGACCGGGGUUCAAACUGUCGUCCAACCCGAAACUGUUCAAGUUCAUGAGCAAACCAUUGCUAAAGUCGGCGAUUUGGUGCAGAAGAUUCCCACAGCCGUUUCGGAUCAGCGUUCUACUGUUGUCCAUAACCAAGCUGACCUUAUCACCCCCGUUGUUGCCCCAGCCAUCAGAACCAACACCGUCCAAGUCCUCAAAGCCUACUCGCAACCUGUUGUCUACACCGCUGCUGUCCAUGCCACACCAAUCUUGCGAGCCAUCCGUGAUUAAGCGAUUAUGGAACACGCCAGGUAGAUACGAGAAGCAAUUAAAUAUAGCCUACUCAAUUUGUGCCCAGAAAUCUAGGAAUAUUUUGAUUGUAAAUAAUUAAGUUGUUUCAAAUUUA
This is a messenger RNA of Hermetia illucens (black soldier fly), 616 nucleotides long. Its product is annotated as retinin-like. Lineage: Eukaryota; Metazoa; Arthropoda; Insecta; Diptera; Stratiomyidae. The transcript has 2 exons. Bases 118 to 501 code for a protein of 127 amino acids. The record is from RefSeq and is a predicted model, not a curated record.